This is a messenger RNA of Mytilinidion resinicola, 848 nucleotides long. RefSeq lists its product as uncharacterized. NCBI's taxonomy places the organism in Eukaryota, Fungi, Ascomycota, Dothideomycetes, Mytilinidiales, Mytilinidiaceae. The transcript has 2 exons. The record is from RefSeq and is a predicted model, not a curated record. The coding region runs from base 204 to 488 and encodes 94 amino acids.
CCAUUCGAAGAGCAGCCGCGCGCUCUAGCAUCACUAAGAAGCAAAAACGUCGAAGGUGGACGCAUAGAAGGCACAGUACUUUUUGUAUUUACCGCGGUCUUCCAUUUGGGCAUUCCGCCAAGCUGGAGUAAACGUCAUACCGAUCCUACUCAGUUCCCCGGCAUCAAUCCGCCAUCCACAUUAACAACUGACACGUACUUACAAUGUCCAACAAAUCCAAGAACCAAGCGGAGAGCGAGGUCAAGUCUUGGGGCUUCAAGCAUGUAUUCACCUGGACCGAUGGCCCAAACGCUCACUACCCUCCGCACUCUCAUCGGGGCCUAACGACACAUCUCAUUACCAAUGGGGAGCUCACAAUAACAUACCCCAAGGACUCGAGCCCGUCGAAAGAGACAUUUGGCAUAGGCGAUCGAGUGGAUGUAGAUGCGGAGCGUGUUCAUGAGGUGUGGAUAGGAGAACAGGGAUGCACAUAUGUCAUUGGGGAGUGAGAUACUUCGUACACAGAACGCUUCCAACGGAAGAAUACAGUAAUAUGGCUUCAUAGGUGUUAUUUCCAUAGCCUUUUGCCGUGUUUUAACGGUUUCUACACUGGCCAAUCCUGCGGUAGUGUUAUCAUGCACAGGUACUGUAUUUUAGUAGAAAGCAUGCUUUGGUACGCUCACGGGAUGCUUCGAUGAGUGCCGUCGAUGUGGAGCAGUCUGUAAAUUAUUUCGGAGCCUUCAUCGUUCAAAUCUAGGACAGGAUAGUCUGUGAAUGGCAGGUGUUUCGCCUGGACGCUUCCAUAACCUCUUAAGGCAAAAUUGUGUAUAGGUAACCCAAGCUUCAAAUCUACUAGCUGAUGAAUCGAA